Staurois parvus is the source of this 300-nucleotide messenger RNA. NCBI's taxonomy places the organism in Eukaryota, Metazoa, Chordata, Amphibia, Anura, Ranidae. The record is from the annotation of a GenBank genome assembly.
UGCAGGGAAUGACCAGAGACUGCGGACACAGUGCAGGGAAUGACCAGAGACUGCGGACACAGUGCAGGGAAUGACCAGAGACUGCGGACACAGUGCAGGGAAUGACCAGAGACUGCGGACACAGUGCAGGGAAUGACCAGAGACUGCGGACAACAGUGCAGGGAAUGACCAGAGACUGCGGACACAGUGCAGGGAAUGACCAGAGACUGCGGACAGUGCAGGGAUGACCAGAGACUGCAGACAGUGCAGGGAAUGACCAGAGACUGCAGACAGUGCAGGGGAUGACCAGAGACUGCUGAC